GUAGAGUUGAGUAGCCUCACCAAGUUUUUAGGCAUAAAACCAUGCCAUAGCAUAUGCAUAAGGUUUGCAUAGUAGUAGCAAUAUGUAUGAUGUAGUAGAGAAAAAAAGAGAAGAGAUGGGAAAGAGAAGAAGUAGAGUCAAAGAAUCUAAAUCAUACACACUUCCUUCAUCACCAUCACACUCAUUCUCAUCAUCUUCUUCCUCAGAUUUCGAAUUCACUAUCUCCAUUUCACCUCGCAAAUCUUCAAACAAUCUCUGUCCUGCAGAUGAACUCUUCUACAAAGGCCAACUCUUACCUCUCCAUCUUUCACCUCGUAUCUCUAUGGUCCGUACUCUUCUCCUCUCUUCCUCCUCCACUUCCUCAGCCACUUCCUCCUCCACUGCUCCCCGUGACUCCACCGGGAGCAGUGCUUCAAAUGAUUCCACCACUUCUUUCAUCAGUGAUCUUGCUCUGUUUCCUGAUUCUUGUGAUUCUUCUCGACCCAGUUCAGUAACAGAAGACGAUGAAUUGAAACGACUUCAUCAUAUUCAUAACAACAAUUCCUCAUCCUCCUCCAACAACAACAACAGAUCUAAUUCACAGUUGAAGAAACCAAACAAAUAUUUUUCUCUAUCUAGAUUUUCCUCUGUUUUUCGCAAAGAAACUGUUGCUAAAACCCGCGAAGUAGCAGAAACCGUUGCUAAUAGUACUACUACUACUACUAAUACUGUUACUAACAAUUCAUCGGUGAAACGAAUGAGUGUUACUGCUAAAGAGGUUAUAAGAAAAUAUUUCAAGAAGGUGAAACCAUUGUACGAGAAACUUUCACAAAAACAACAACAAACUGUAGAAGAUGCUACAAAUAUUACAAAUACAACAACGUUAACUACUACAACGGUUAUGUCUCUGUUGCAAAAAACAGAGAGAUCUGAGAAAGAAAGUAAGAAAGAGAAUGUAGGUAUGUUAUCUCAUUCAUUUUCGGGGAAUUUAAGGUAUCCAAGAAAAAGAAGCUGUGUUUCAAGUUGUCCUUCAUCGAUGAGAUCUUCACCUAGUCAUUCAGGUGUUCUUUCACAAAAGGGUGUUCUUCGUUCUGCUGUUUAUGGUGAUAGAGAUGCUUCUUCCAUGGAAGAGUUACAGAGUGCUAUUCAAGGUGCUAUUACUCAUUGCAAAAACUCUUUGAUUCCAAAUAAUUAGUACUAGUAGUAAUUAAUCUCAUCUAAUGGUUUGUAAUAAUUGCAUGCAGUUAGUUUCUUGAUCUAUGUUUUUUGUUCUCAUUAACCAAUAUUCAUGUUAAUGUUAGUAAAAAAAGAAUCUUUUUUUGUUGUUGUCAUUUUUUGUACUUGUAGAAUCUGACGUGGCAUUGAUUGAGGUUAUUAGAAUUGAAAGUUGCGUUGCAUUUGCAUGUGACUGACUAUUUAGAUUUGGAACUUGCCUUUGGAUUUUUGCUCGGGAAAGUGGAAAAACUUUUUCUGACCUUUUUAUUAUUUCCUUUCAAAGUUUGAAAUCUUGUUCUGUGUGUAAUAAUCUUUGUAAUAGAAUACAGUGUGUCAGAAUUACGGUAAUUCAUCGUGAUUUUGCAGGAGUUAUAGAAUGUGACUCUUGAAGAUACAAUGAAUUACGUGAUUCUGAUAUAUCUACCGUGAUAUUAAACAUAUACUUUACGUUUUGUUUUUUUAUUUUUAUCAUAGUAGUUGUACAUGUAAUAUAACUAUAUAAGAGUGACGUUGAUGUGGUACAGUAGUGGUAGUAAUUGCUCUGCAACACAAAAUUGGCACUAUGUGAAUUGGAGUUUUAUGUGAA
Molecule: messenger RNA, 1780 nt
Organism: Trifolium pratense (red clover)
Lineage: Eukaryota; Viridiplantae; Streptophyta; Magnoliopsida; Fabales; Fabaceae
Product: probable membrane-associated kinase regulator 1
Exons: 1
Coding region: 83-1174 (363 amino acids)
Cellular component (GO): plasma membrane
Molecular function (GO): kinase inhibitor activity
Source: RefSeq, a predicted model, not a curated record